Messenger RNA from Aplysia californica (California sea hare), 618 nucleotides. Its product is annotated as pancreatic triacylglycerol lipase-like. The record is from RefSeq and is a predicted model, not a curated record. Lineage: Eukaryota; Metazoa; Mollusca; Gastropoda; Aplysiida; Aplysiidae. Gene Ontology annotation, molecular function: lipase activity. Bases 164 to 592 code for a protein of 142 amino acids. The transcript has 3 exons.
AGAUCGACAGAUCACGGAACUGUUCUUAUUUUUGUACACAUAGUAUCAACGGGUAUAAAUAUAUCCCAGAUUCUGUUCAUUCGUCAGAUGUUACCUGCAGCCUGACGUCUUACUUUGCACAACCCUAGUUGGAGACGAGUUGCCAGAGACGAAAACCGGAAAAAUGUCGAGGCUAAUCAUUGUCCUGACAGUUUCCUUCUGCUUGCUCGGGCUUGCAUUGUCUCUGGACAACUUUCUAGACUGCCCUGGCAAUGACAACAUUCUCGGCUGGCUACGCCGCUGUUGUCCCAGCGAAGAUCUCCCCAACAGCUGUGAAUGUUUCGACAUCUCCAACAGCUCCCCCUUCACCAACUCCGCCUUCCACAAGCCACAGUGCCCACAGGACAUCAACGUCAUCUUCAGGCUCUAUAACCCCUCCGCUUCCUCUGGAAAUAUCAUCAAGGCCGGUGCUGCCUCAGUACGGAACAGCCCGUUCAACCCUUCCCUGCCCACUCGUGUUGUGGCUCACGGUUUCACCGACUCUGGGGAAGCUCCGUGGAUGUUGGAGAUGAAAGACGAGUUCCUGAAACAGGUAAGCCAAUCUGUCCUUUAAAAAAAAAUUUUUUAGUAGAGGUUUUA